Molecule: messenger RNA, 2180 nt
Organism: Eptesicus fuscus (big brown bat)
Lineage: Eukaryota; Metazoa; Chordata; Mammalia; Chiroptera; Vespertilionidae
Gene: IGF2BP3
Product: insulin like growth factor 2 mRNA binding protein 3
Exons: 17
Coding region: 1-1809 (602 amino acids)
Biological process (GO): nervous system development; regulation of gene expression
Cellular component (GO): cytoplasm; nucleus; cytosol
Molecular function (GO): mRNA 3'-UTR binding
Source: RefSeq, a predicted model, not a curated record
AUGAACAAACUGUAUAUCGGGAACCUCAGCGAGCACGCCGCGCCCUCGGACCUGGAAAGUAUCUUCAAGGACAACAAGAUCCCGGCGGCCGGCGCCUUCCUGGUCAAGACCGGCUACGCCUUCGUGGACUGUCCGGACGAGAGCUGGGCCCUCAAGGCCAUCGAGGCGCUCUCAGGUAAAGUGGAGCUGCACGGAAAACUCCUGGAAGUCGAGCACUCGGUCCCCAAAAGGCAAAGGAUUCGGAAACUUCAGAUACGAAAUAUCCCGCCUCACUUACAGUGGGAGGUGCUGGAUAGUUUACUAGGCCAGUAUGGAGUGGUGGAAAGCUGUGAGCAAGUGAACACUGACUCGGAAACUGCAGUCGUAAACGUAACCUAUUCCAGUAAGGACCAAGCCAGACAAGCGUUAGACAAACUGAAUGGCUUCCAGCUGGAGAACUUCACGUUGAAAGUGGCCUACAUCCCGGACGAGAUGGCCCCCCAGCAGAAUGCUUCGCAGCAGCCUCGAGGCCGCCGCGGGUUCGGGCAGAGGGGCUCAUCGAGACAGGGCUCUCCGGGAUCGGUGUCCAAGCAGAAACCCUGUGACCUGCCUCUACGCCUGCUGGUCCCCACCCAGUUCGUUGGCGCCAUUAUAGGAAAAGAAGGUGCCACCAUUCGGAACAUCACCAAACAGACCCAGUCUAAGAUCGAUGUCCAUCGUAAAGAGAACGCAGGCGCUGCUGAGAAGUCCAUUACUAUCCUCUCUACCCCAGAAGGCACCUCUGCGGCUUGUAAGUCUAUUCUGGAGAUUAUGCAUAAGGAGGCCCAAGACAUAAAAUUCACAGAAGAGCUUCCCUUGAAGAUUUUAGCCCAUAAUAACUUUGUAGGCCGUCUUAUUGGUAAGGAAGGAAGAAAUCUUAAAAAAAUUGAACAAGACACAGACACUAAAAUCACGAUAUCUCCAUUGCAGGAAUUGACGCUGUAUAAUCCGGAGCGCACCAUCACAGUGAAAGGCAGCGUGGAAACGUGUGCCAAAGCUGAGGAGGAGAUAAUGAAGAAAAUCAGGGAGUCUUAUGAAAACGAUAUUGCUUCUAUGAAUCUUCAAGCACAUUUAAUUCCUGGAUUAAACCUGAAUGCCUUGGGUCUGUUCCCGCCCACUUCAGGGAUGCCACCUCCCACCUCAGGGCCCCCUGCAGCCAUGACUCCCCCUUACCCACAGUUUGAGGUAAGACGAUGCGCCUCUGCUUUCUUCAUGUACCCCCCACACAGACACCCCUUUCCCCCUGAGAAUUAUCACCCAGAAACGGAGACUGUUCACCUGUUUAUCCCAGCCUUAUCUGUCGGUGCCAUCAUUGGCAAGCAGGGGCAGCAUAUCAAACAGCUUUCUCGCUUUGCAGGAGCUUCUAUUAAGAUUGCUCCGGCCGAAGCACCAGAUGCGAAAGUGAGGAUGGUGAUUAUAACGGGGCCACCGGAGGCCCAGUUCAAGGCUCAGGGAAGAAUUUAUGGAAAAAUUAAAGAAGAAAACUUUGUUAGUCCUAAAGAAGAGGUGAAACUUGAAGCUCAUAUCAGAGUGCCAUCCUUUGCUGCUGGCAGAGUUAUUGGAAAAGGAGGCAAAACGGUGAAUGAGCUCCAGAAUUUAUCUAGUGCAGAAGUUGUUGUCCCUCGUGACCAGACGCCUGAUGAGAAUGAUCAAGUGGUGGUCAAAAUAACUGGUCACUUCUAUGCUUGCCAGGUUGCCCAGAGAAAAAUUCAGGAAAUUCUGACUCAGGUAAAGCAGCACCAACAGCAGAGAGCUCUGCAAAGUGGACCACCGCAGUCAAGACGGAAGUAAAGGCUCAGGAAACAGCCCACCACAGAGGCAGAUGCCAAACCAAAGACAGAUUGCUUAACCAACAGACGGGCGGCUGACCCCCCAUCCAGAAUCACAUGCACAAGUUUGUACCUAGCCAGUUGUUUCUGAGGACCAGGCAACUUUCGAACUCCUGUCUCUGUGAGAAUGUAUACUUUAUGCUCUCUGAAAUGUAUGACACCCAGCUUUAAAAAGAAAAAAAUAAGGGGGAGGGAGGAAAAGAGGAGCUCUGCACUUCCCUUUUGUUGUAUUUUCAGUGUAAAACUUUUCUAAUUUUUCUUAAUGUUCCCAUUUAUGCAAGAAAUUGGCUUAGUGAUGCACUCACUAAAUUCAUCAAAUAAAAAUAGAUUGCU